Messenger RNA from Drosophila willistoni, 1912 nucleotides. RefSeq names its product formin-like protein 6. Lineage: Eukaryota; Metazoa; Arthropoda; Insecta; Diptera; Drosophilidae. The transcript has 3 exons. The coding region runs from base 454 to 1800 and encodes 448 amino acids. The record is from RefSeq and is a predicted model, not a curated record.
UCUAUGGAAGAAGUAUUAAAAAUAUUUCGAAUAAACAUUUUAGCUUGUUUCUCAUUUAGCCUCUUUUAGUCAUAAAAGUGACAUCACUGGUCAUUAGUAGUAGUAGUAGUAGUAGUACGAAUGAGCGUGUGAGGCCAAAAAACUGUAAACCAAAAGAAGAAAAAGCAAACCACAAAAGAAGCAAAAACAAGAAAAAGUAAAAAAUUUUCCCCGUUUGUUGUCCUUUUCGUUUUAAUAAUAACAAGUGCAAAUGGAUUAGAAUGCUUCAAAUUCAUUGAGAAAAUUGAUAAAACAAAAAACGGAGCAUACACAACCAAAAGCCGGGCAUGUUAGAAUUAUAUCGUAUUUCAGCAAUCGCGGAGACGUCGAAGAAGCCACUCGAAGCAGAAAGAGCAGGAGGACGGACGGGUCGGGGAUUAGGUCCAGCUUCAGGUUAAGAGCAGCAGCAGCCAAAUGUUGCUAGCCGGUCUGCCGGCCUUUAAUGGCAGCAACACAGCUGGCACUGGGGGUGCACCUACACCAACGGGCGUGGGAGUGGCUGGAGCUGGAGCUAAUUCGGGUCGUCCCAGUGCGGCAAGUGCGUUAAUGAAAACCCUGUCCGUUCGACUACACCGCGGCACAGAGUUCAUUAAGGAUACAGUGCAAAGGGCCUUGGUUAUGUCCACACCAGUGACAGGCCCAUCCUCCCAUGCCACAGCAUCAUCAUCCACAACAGCAUCAGUCAGCAGCAAUUGCCAUAAUCAUCUUCAGUUUCAGGAAUCCCAAAGUCUGAAACGUAAAUUGAGCGGACCCGGUGGUUUAAUGGGAUGCAGCAAUCCAAGCACAUCCAAUAGUAUCAGCAGUAGUGCAGCCACCAGUUCCAGUUCAGUCCGUCAAUAUAUUUUAAGUCAUCAACAGCCGCUGCCACCGCCGCCGCAGCACCAACAGCAGCCAACCUCAUCAAUUCUAACCUCGGCGUCAUUCCUCAAAGCAUUUACAGUGGCGCCAACUAAUCUACAUCGAUCGGCAUCCGCUCGCAAACGUAAUCCCAGCACCGACAGCCUCCUCAUGGAUCUUUGCCUGUUCAAGCCCAUUAGACCCAUGCCCAUAACACCAGUCAGAAUUAACAAAGCUCGAGGUUUUGAACUGAAGAAACCCAAAUUUGUGUCCAUUUUAAAUGCCUAUAGUGACGACGAAGAGGACGAUGACGAUGAUGAUGAUGUAGACGAUGCUGUUGAACCCAAGGAUGCCCAGCCGGUAAUACACAAGCCAAAGCUUAGCACGGUCAUAUUGCCCCAACAUGGAAAAUCGGCAUUUGUGCCAAUGCCGUAUAUAGAGACAACUAGCGACACCAUUACCACCAGCACAAUCACAACCACCAGGACUUCAGUUGGAAGUAGCACCCAAACCCACAACACACACACCUCAGGCCCAGGCAAACCAGCCAAUAAGCCAAAGCGCCGUCGUCGCGCACCCUUGCUCACAGCCAAGCGGCGUCGUAAAGCAGUUGGACCGAUUGCUACAGCUGUAAUAUUAACAUCACCAGCACCACCACCACCACCACCGCCGCCACCUCCAACCCAAUCAGCAGCAACAAAGCGUAAAGCAACUGCAUCUUCCACCUCAAAAGCAGCGAUAGCAACAAAACGUAGUCGACGUUCAGUUGCUAGCGCUGGUAGCGGCAGUGGCAGUGGCGGAGGAUCUAAAAACACCUCAACAUCUCCCCCGCCGUCGACUGCUCGCCCUUCACCGCCCAUGACACGCCAACGCCUACGUAAACAGAUCUCCGCCAGUAGCAGCAGCAGUAGGAACAACAAUUAAUUUGCAGUCUCAUCAUUAUCUACUUAAAAGAACAACCCAAAAUUAUUUAUGUACACCCUAAGUUCUCGUCUAGUUUUGAUUCUACUUGCUGCGUUCAAGUAAGAAAGUUUAA